Messenger RNA from Mycotypha africana, 1518 nucleotides. RefSeq lists its product as uncharacterized. The coding region runs from base 1 to 1518 and encodes 505 amino acids. Gene Ontology annotation, cellular component: endosome. The transcript is spliced from 8 exons. The record is from RefSeq and is a predicted model, not a curated record. NCBI's taxonomy places the organism in Eukaryota, Fungi, Mucoromycota, Mucoromycetes, Mucorales, Mycotyphaceae. Gene Ontology annotation, biological process: protein targeting to vacuole; retrograde transport, endosome to Golgi. Gene Ontology annotation, molecular function: phosphatidylinositol-3-phosphate binding.
AUGACAACCUCUGUGUUUUCUUCUGCUGAUUAUGAUGAAGAUCCUUGGGGAUCAGCAUCCAUGAAUGGAACGAGUAGUGCGUAUACAAUACCUCAGUCAUACCCAACCCACUUAAACAAUGCUGCUCAGGCAAACGGCUCACAACUUAAUUCCGCAACUAUUAUGCAAAUCGUGGUUCCGAACGGCGCUUCUUAUGUAACUCAGUCUGAAUUUAACACAGCAAUCGCAUUAGUUGGAUGUGCACAGAAUAAAAUAGGUGGGUACCCACAAAUAAAAAUGAUUACCAUCACCAGUCAUCAUCAUCAACUACCGCAACAACAACUAUUAGCAAUCAUAAAAUCAAUGUCAUCGAUUACCUCAAUUUAUGAGGAUUCAACAACUGCAGCUGCUACUCCUCGUCAAAAAUUGUCUUUGAAUAACAAUCCCGCAUUUAUUAACACACAACAAUGGUUCCAGAAUCUCGAGGAGGUCGCUGUCACCGUAGCUCCGGAAAGAGAGGGGUUCAUAUUUAAGCAUGUCAAUUAUAUUGUCACGAAUGAAAAAAGAUCAUCGAUUGUAUUGAGAAGAUACAGCGAUUUCUGGUGGUUACUGGAAGUUCUGCUCAAACGAUAUCCCUUCCGGGCUAUACCGAAUUUACCGCCGAAAAAGCUGGGAGGAAGAGAUGAUGCUUUUUUAGAAAAGAGAAGAAAAGGUCUAUCUAGGUUUAUAAAUGCUAUUAUCCGCCACCCUGUAUUAAAGCAAGAUGAUGUCGUGGCGAAAUUCUUAACGGAACCCUCAGAAUUGGCAGCUUGGCGGAAGCAGAAUCCCCCAAGUUUGGAUGAGGAAUUUAAAAGAAAUACGCAACCUAUUAGGGAGUUGGAUGAUAUGACACCACUCAAUGUAGAAGAGCAGCUCCAGCAGGCGAAAAAGAGAAUAAGCGCGGGCAUCAAGCAUUAUGUAAACCUAUGCAAUAUAAUGGAAAGGAUGAUUCGUCGAAUGCACGGCCAAGCGAGCGACUUUUCAAGAUUUUCAAUUGCGUUAAACUCAUUAGCCGAAGCUGAACUAAGGUAUCAUGCAGGCGAAUGUAGAAAUUGCCAACGUGUAGUGAGAGGAUAUGAAACAGUAGCCAAGCACAUGCAAGUUGAAAGCAAUAUAUUAGAAGAGAAUGAUUUGGACGAAAGAAGGACAAGAUUGUCUGUCAAUCAAUCCGAUACUAUUUCCAAACGUGUGUCUGCUAAUCGCGCUAAGGUUAAUCAGAAUAAAGGUGUACCAGGCAUGGAAGCAGAGGUUGAGAAGUUAGAAGAAGCUAUACGAGCAGAUGAACUGGAGAUUUCUUUGCAGCAAGACCAUGAAACUUUUACCAAAUUUUGCAUGUGGUCAGAGUUGAUAUAUGUGCAUAAACAACAGGCGUUCGUGUCAUCUUUAUACCAAAGUUUUGUAAAAGAGACUAUUCGCUUCUCUAAUUUAAGAGCGGGUAACUGGCAAAGUCUUGAAGAACCAGCAUUCGAAAUGCCCACUGAUGUUGAUCUUUUCGAAUAA